This is a messenger RNA of Vespula vulgaris, 2575 nucleotides long. RefSeq lists its product as uncharacterized. Bases 2060 to 2575 code for a protein of 171 amino acids. The record is from RefSeq and is a predicted model, not a curated record. The transcript is spliced from 3 exons. NCBI's taxonomy places the organism in Eukaryota, Metazoa, Arthropoda, Insecta, Hymenoptera, Vespidae.
GUUUACCUUAUAGAAACUAUUUCCAGGAAUACUCGACGUAUUUCCAGUGGCGACGUGGUCGCGAUGCCACCGCGACAGGAAUCCUCUUUCUCUGUUACAUGUAGUAUACCCACCCGUCCUAUUCUUAGCGUUCAUCGCGCGCAUCGCGAGUAACGGGCUGGACGAUGACGACGUAUGCCAGCGAGAGAGCGAGUGAGAAAGAGAAGGACAGAGAGAGAGAGAGAGAGAGAGCGUGAGCGAAAGAAAAAGAAAGAAAAGGAGAAGACAAACAGAAUGACGAGAGAGAGAGAGAGAGAGAGGGAGAGGGGGGACAAUGGUAAAAGGGAUGAAAAGAAGAAGAGCGCAUAGAGAGAAACACGAGGAUGGAAAUCCGACGACGUUGUAGUUAGUUUAUCGGCCGCCGAUAAAGCAGAGACUCCCGCCGAUCCUUUUGGCUUACAAGAAGAAGAGAGCGUGAAACUGGCAUUCUGGUUUCGUUGGUUAGGGGGAAGGGGGAGAGGGAGAGGCAGAGGCAGUAAGUUCGUCGUAUCGCCGCGGCGACGUUUAAAGUUUCGCGAGGCGCGCGGCGGGGCAGCUUUUGGCUCGUUCGCGCGCGUCGAUGACGAAAGCGAGAUACGUAAGAUCCACGUAUGUACGUACGAACGUAUUAUAUGUACGUAUGUACGUAUGUACGUGCGCGAACAUAAGAUGUUAAAAUGAAAGCAAGCAAGCGAGCGAGCGAGCAAGUAAGCAAGCAAGCAAGCAAGCGAGCGAGCGAGCGAGCUAAGCAAGCAGCUUCGAAGGCCGCGGGAAUUUUGUAAGCCAGUAACUCGCCUACGUCGAAAUUUUGGUUGCCUUUACUCCGCGACAUCGAGGACGAAAGAUUUCCUUCGUUCUCGAUGGAGAGGGGGAGGAAAGAGGAGAGGGAAAGAAAGAGAGAGGAGAGAGACAAGGCAAAAGUCUCUCUUUCUAGGUCGACUUCUUACGAGUCUCUCUCAAAGACGAAACUCUUCCUUCCCGUUUCAUCCAUAUCCUUUCAACGAAACGUUCUCUCUCUCUUUCUUUUUCUACUUUUCUCUCCGUUUUUUUCUUUUUUUUUUGCGUUUUAUAUCCCGAAAUACAACUCGCUAUUUUCUAUUCGCACUCUACGGUAAAUCGAAAAUUUCGAUGCUCGAGUAUUUUCCUCCAGUUCUCCACUACGGAUCGAUCUAAGCUGCCGCUAAAUAUAAUUAUAGUCGGGUGGUAGGGUGGGAAGAGGUGGAGGAGGAGGAGUGGGGGAAGGGAGAGAAGGCAUUAAGUUUUCAAGCGGUAUCGGUCUACUGCGAGCAAGAAGCCGGCUCCUAACCUCGUCGUCGUCGUCGUCGUCGUCGUCGUCGUCGUCGUUGUCUAUUUGCGCGUUUCGAUAUUUCUCUCUCUCUCUCUCUCACUUUUUUCUUCUCUUAACUCUAUGAACAUAUACAUAUGUCAUUAUUCGAAUUUCAACUGUUAUAACGAUCAAUCAAUUAUUACAAAAUCAUCGACGUUGAGAAGAAUUAAUUAAAAAAAAAUUCUCCAUUUCUUCUCGUUACUACUUCCGUUCGAUUUUAUCGGGAGAUUUUACGUUAGAGUUUAUAUCUGACGCGACAGAGAUACAGACAGAUAGAUAGAUAGAUAGACAGACAGACAGAGAGACAGAGAGAGAACGAGUAUGUAUGUGUGAUAGCAAAGAGAAUGAGAGAGAGAGAGAGAGAGAGAGAGAGAGAGAGAGAGAGAGAGAGAGAGAGAGAGAGAGAAGCGAACGGUAUAUAGGAGCCGUGAUCGAAACGGGAGGUGAACGUAAAAGCGAGAGAGAGAGAGAGAGAGAGAGAGAGAGGGAGAGGGAGAGGGAGAGAGAGAGAAGCACGCAUGCGAGGUCAUCCCCUCUUUCUCUCUCUCUCUCCGUCUCUGUCCGUCUUUCUCUCUCUGUCUCUCUCUACUUCUCUCUCUCUCUCUCUCUCUCGUACAAGAGUGAGAGAAGAGAGAUCUAUACCGCAAACAAAACCGUGGAACGGCGAGGAAAGCCGGGAAUAGAAGGUAGCUGCAGUAUCGGCGAUACAUCAGGAUGUCGAAGAGGGAACCAAUCGUUCCCUCUCUGGUGGAAUUGGGUUCACGACACGCGUGUAUGCAUCCGAGAACGGAACUGGUUACCGACUGCGAUUCGGUAAACGUGGAAAGUUCCCCAAAGAGGACCGUGGUGGAUUUCGUUCGGCGUCGGGGCGUUCGAAAAUUGGUAUUGGCGUGGCCUGGAGCGGCAGCAGCCGCAGCACCAGCAGCAACAGCAGCAACAGCAGCGAUAGUAGUACCAGCAGCGAUGGAAGCACCAGUACCGGGAGUUUCUACUUGGAACGGCGGUGCCGGGGACUUACCGAGCUUACGAGGGCAAGAUCCCUUACCGGAAACGACAAGGACUCCUCUCCGCGAGAAUCGGCUCGCACCAACGCUAAAGCAGCCUUUCUGGAGCGGCGUUCUUCCGAAAAACGCGCCUUGGCGAUCGGCCAAGCGUCGCAAAACGUCAGGGCUCUGCCACGGGAAAUACGAGCUUUCCAUCUUUCACGGAACCCUCUUUCGAACGCGAUAA